This is a messenger RNA of Juglans microcarpa x Juglans regia, 1556 nucleotides long. Its product is annotated as L-type lectin-domain containing receptor kinase VIII.1-like. The record is from RefSeq and is a predicted model, not a curated record. The coding region runs from base 384 to 1442 and encodes 352 amino acids. NCBI's taxonomy places the organism in Eukaryota, Viridiplantae, Streptophyta, Magnoliopsida, Fagales, Juglandaceae. The transcript has a single exon. Gene Ontology annotation, molecular function: carbohydrate binding.
AGUUUACACAGCUUUUUCGACAAUUUACAGAGGAAAUAAAUGGUUAAUUGGUUAUGGUAGAGAAAUGUGAAUACACAAUUUACAAAGACUCCACUAGUGAAUUUAACAAAGCACGAGUGUAGAACUGCAAAAUAUCCUUCUUCAUAUUCGCCAGUCAGCUACCACUCGGAGAAAGUGAGUCAGAUUUUGCAGAACCCAGUAACUGUAUUUAAUUUUCACAACCUCCAAGCCUACCACGCCCAUUAUUCUCUACUUUCCUCCUCUGCUUUUCCGCUCUCGAACCCUAGAAAAAUUCACCUCGGAUGCAAAUGGGUCCACCCCACAAACCAUAGAAACCCACCAGUUCGCGCACAACCAGGAUUCAGCAAAAACCCACUUCACCCAUGGCCACAUUAUCCAUUUCCGGGCACCUCGCUGCCUUAAGUUUCUUGAUUUCGUUCUUCGAAUCAUUGGCUAUAGACCCAGAUUCUUCUUUCUCAUUCACACGGUUCGAGAAUGAUUCAAGAAUCGAAUCCAAAAUCGCUCUGUAUGGGGAUGCAAAGGUUGUUGAUGGCGGCUUUCAACUCACCGGUCCAGCGAGUUCGAGUGCUGGACGAGUUAUGUACAAGAGCCCCAUUAAACUUGUGGAAGGUAACCCCAGAAAUCUAGUUUCUUUUUCGACAUACUUCUCGUUCUCGAUGUCUACGGGCAAUGGCGAUUAUUUAGAUUUCCUUAUGGUUCCAAGUGGUUUCAACAUAAGUGAGCUUGGCAAUACUUCGUCUGGGCUUUCUCUAGGAUCUGGGAAGACUAAAAUUAAGGUUGUUGCUGUCAAGUUUUAUACAUUAAGGGAUGAUGCUAAUGGUUUGGUUAAGAAUCAUGUGGGAAUUGGUGUGGGUAGUUUUGUAUCAGCGAUAUUUAGCAAUGCGUCAGCUUAUAAUUUUAGUCGUAGUAGUGGAAAAACCCAUGCUUGGAUAGAUUACGAAGCGGGUUCAAAGCGAAUAGAGGUUAGGUUGAGUGAAGAUGGUCAUUUGAGGCCCUCUGGUCCGAUGCUCUCGUACCGAAUGGAUUUGUCAAAAGUGUGCAAGGAUGAGCAAGUGUUUGUAGGCUUUAGCUCGUCGAGCAGGAAUUCUUCCAGUACAUAUUUUCUGCACUCAUGGUCUUUCAAGCUUAGGCAUGUUCCGAAUUGGAUGCAUUCCGAGCCAUUGGAUCCCAAGGCAUUUGCUAAAAGCACAAAAACUUUGGCAGCUCGAAAGAGUUGCGACUGUCUCUCAAGAUUGCUGGCUAUGAUGAUUUUAGGUGCUGCCUGCGGAGCAUUGGCGGCAUUCACUGUGUUGUAUUUGUGGACAAUUUUUGGCAAUAGGCGUCCGGUGGUGCCAGAGGAGGAGGUUUCCAUGCAGCCCAUGGAUUGCGACUACAAGAAAGUCGGAGUAGUUGUAGUGAAAGCCAUCAAAGAUGGCAAGUAGGUGUUUGAGGUUCUGUUGGAUGCCGUGCUGUAAAUCAGUAUCUUGCUCUUGUAGCCUCACGUUUUGUAACAUUCUUGUGAUUUGGUUAUCAAUUGUCAAAAUAUGGUUUUGGUA